GCGACAGAUAUAAGGUUGAGUGGGUUUUACCUGACGCUGAUUCCCAGCCGUUUGGCUCCUCAGAAUUUAGGGUGGCUUAUGGGGGUUUUCGAGUAGUUCCCGAUCGGCGGGCAGCAGCGACCCGGCAAGAGUCCUUCGCUCCUGGGUGGCCCACGCCCAGCUCUGUGUCUGUCGCUAAGAUGAGCACCCGCCCUUAUUUUGACCCUGAACGUCGAGUCCGGAGCACGUUGAAGAAGGUCUUUGGGUUUGACUCUUUUAAGACACCUUUACAGGAGAGUGCGACCAUGGCCGUAGUGAAAGGUGACAAGGAUGUCUUUGUGUGCAUGCCCACAGGGGCAGGAAAAUCCCUUUGCUAUCAGCUCCCUGCUCUGUUGGCCAAAGGCAUCACUAUCGUAAUCUCUCCACUCAUUGCUUUGAUUCAGGACCAGGUGGACCACUUGCUGACCCUGAAGGUACGAGUGAGUUCCCUGAACUCCAAGCUCUCGGCACAGGAGAAAAAGGAGCUGCUCUCUGAUCUAGAACAAGAAAAGCCACAGACCAAACUUCUGUACAUCACGCCGGAGAUGGCGGCUUCAGCCUCCUUCCAGCCCACCCUGAACUCACUGGUGUCCCGCCGCUUGCUCUCCUACCUGGUGGUGGACGAAGCUCAUUGUGUUUCUCAGUGGGGGCACGACUUCCGUCCUGACUACUUGCGUCUGGGCACCCUCCGUUCACGCCUGGCACAUGCCCCGUGCGUGGCUCUGACUGCCACAGCCACCCCGCAAGUCCAAGAGGAUGUGUUUGCUGCCCUGCACCUGAAGCAGCCGGUUGCCACCUUCAAGACUCCCUGCUUUCGGGCCAACCUCUUCUAUGAUGUGCAGUUCAAAGAACUGCUUUCAGAUCCCUAUGGGAACCUGAGGGAUUUCUGCCUUAAGGCUCUUGGACAGAAGGCUGAUAAAGGGUUGGUAUCUGGCUGCGGCAUUGUCUACUGCAGGACCCGAGAGGCUUGUGAACAGCUGGCGACAGAGCUCAGUUACAGGGGUGUGAGUGCCAAGGCUUACCAUGCAGGGCUGAAGGCUUCCGAAAGAACGCUGGUGCAGAAUGAGUGGAUGGAGGAGAAGGUCCCGGUCAUUGUUGCAACCAUUAGUUUUGGGAUGGGAGUGGACAAAGCCAAUGUCAGGUUUGUUGCCCACUGGAAUAUUGCCAAGUCUAUGGCUGGGUACUACCAAGAGUCUGGCCGGGCAGGCAGGGACGGGAAACCUUCCUGGUGCCGUCUCUAUUACUCCAGGAAUGACCGGGACCAAGUCAGUUUCCUGAUCAGGAAGGAAGUAGCAAAACUCCAGCUAAAUGGCACAGAUCCGGAAGAUGUCCUCAAAAAUGCUUUUGCUUGCUUUGAUGAGGAAGCAGCUGGCACCAUCUGGGGCGAUUACCUGAGAGAGCUGCAGACAUCGGUGGGAGGCCAGGUCACAGGAAAAGAGAGGGAACAAAGCAUCUGAUAAAGCUGCUGUCUUGGCCUUUGAUGCCCUGGUGACCUUCUGUGAAGAACU
This is a messenger RNA of Leptonychotes weddellii (Weddell seal), 1526 nucleotides long. Lineage: Eukaryota; Metazoa; Chordata; Mammalia; Carnivora; Phocidae. The record is from RefSeq and is a predicted model, not a curated record.